Messenger RNA from Brassica rapa (field mustard), 6602 nucleotides. Its product is annotated as kunitz trypsin inhibitor 4-like. Gene Ontology annotation, molecular function: endopeptidase inhibitor activity. NCBI's taxonomy places the organism in Eukaryota, Viridiplantae, Streptophyta, Magnoliopsida, Brassicales, Brassicaceae. The record is from RefSeq and is a predicted model, not a curated record.
ACCAUUUUAUUAGUAAAGUUGGUACAUGAUAGAAAAAAAGACAAGCAAGCAAUUAGCAAACUAGGAUAGGAUAGUAUCCGCGUUUUUUGAAAGCGCGAAAUUAUUUUUGAAGCACGGAAUUAUUUUCUGUUGAUAAAUUUAUUAAUAUAUUUGUUUGUUCACUAAUAUAUUUAAAUAUGGAUGUUUUUUGGUUUUUGGUUUGAUUUUGUACGGUUGUGGUUAUUGGGCUUUUAUUCAAAAGAUAUAGAAAUCACUUGAUUAUUUAUGAAUUUUAGUUUAGUUUAGGUUUAGUUAUUUUGGUUUUGGUUUGGUUCAAAUAACAAUAUCGUAAAUCCGACAAAAUUUCGAGUUCAAUGAGCGUAUGGAUGGGUGCGAAUAAAAAUACAAUUUGAGUUUAUCUUUUUAAAUUAUGUUUGGAGACAAUUUGAGUUUCAACAUUUUAUAAUUUGUAAAUGAAAUUUAGAAGAUAUAGUUGGUGUUUUUUAUUUUUAAAUGUGUUCAAUGUGUGUUGAAAAAAAAAACAAUAUAUAGGGUGUGAUUGGUAGUGGCUGUAGGUGAUGUCCACAACCUCAUUUAUUUCUACAGCACUAAAUUCACAGCAAUUAAGCUUUAGUAAAAAUUUCAAAAUCACAGCUUUUAAAAUAACCUACAGCUGUACAAGUGUUCUGUAGAACCAAAAAUCUAGAGUAAUUUUUUGGAGCUUUUUAUAAAAUUGUAAAGCAAUAAAAUCUAAAGGUACUGCAAAAAAGUCUGUAAAUUUUUUCUACGGUAAAUUUUUUAAAGCUAUCGGACCCAUAAUAUGAUUAGUUUCAUGUAAUAUCCAACUACUUAAUAUUAUUUGGCCCAUCUAUAAUCUAUCCUAUACUAAAAGGCAGAUAUAGAGUGAUUUUAGCAUGUCCACGUAGGCAAAUAUAUUUGGCCAAUCAAAACAUUUCAUUAAAACACGUUGGAUCUCCUACAUUAAGCUAUUGAUUUUGUAUGGGCUUUGAUGUGCUUCUGCUGGGCUACAAUCUAUCGCUACAAUUAACCAAAAAAAAACAGCCCUAGACAGAAGUCUCUACGGCUCUACCUCUUCGUCUUCUUCGCUUGAUACCACAGCGAUUCAGCUUGAUUGAUCCACUUCUGUAUAAUCAAUACUCCACUACAUCUCGAUCAACCAAUUUCUUCUUAUCUAUCCUAUACUAAAAGGCAGAUAUAGAGUGAUUUUAGCAUGUCCACGUAGGCAAAUAUAUUUGGCCAAUCAAAACAUUUCAUUAAAACACGUUGGAUCUCCUACAUUAAGCUAUUGAUUUUGUAUGGGCUUUGAUGUGCUUCUGCUGGGCUACAAUCUAUCGCUACAAUUAACCAAAAAAAAGCAGCCCUAGACAGAAGUCUCUACGGCUCUACCUCUUCGUCUUCUUCGCUUGAUACCACAGCGAUUCAGCUUGAUUGAUCCACUUCUGUAUAAUCAAUACUCCACUACAUCUCGAUCAACCAAUUUCUUCUUAAUGAUUUCGUUUCGGUUUUCUCUUUUCCUCCUUCUUUAUAUACUCAUUUUCUUCCUGUGUACAAAUCAAACCCUAAAACUUCUCUAACUUCAAUCUAUGGCGAUGAAACCAAAUGGGAAAUCUCCUAUCACCUCCGAGGAUCUCAGCCGCCGCUACUCCCACCAGCUCAUCUCCGUCGUCGUUUACUGCCACUCACGCGGUGUGAGCUGAUGGGUGUGGAUAUGCUACUUAUUGAUCCAAGGUUAUCUGGAUCCUUAUUUUAGUAUUUGGUUCCAGAUUUUUAGUUUUUUUUCUUAAUCCGGUUCACUAUUUUCCUUCUCAGGCAAAGCUCAUCCACGUCUUUAUCAAUUUUCACCGUCUUAACACCUUUAAACCAAAGCCGCAACGAAGCAGGUUCACUUAGGUCUCAAUUUACUAUAAAUAAUGCUGCUUUUUAAGUACCAUCAGCACUAACGGAAUCCAUUUCAGGAAACUACCGGAGCUUGGCUGAGAUCGCCAUGAAAGCAUAGAAGCAAUAUCCAGCCAACGAAUUUACUUUAUUAAUCUCAUACAAGGUUACAGGCUUAAAAAAGAGUUUACAAACUUAACGUAGGAUGGUUAUCGUGAAUGCAAUAUACCUUGCCCUGUUUGUUGUUCUAUCGCCUGUCUCACCUAAUAAUAUGUCUCAUAAUUUUUUUUUGGUCACUUUUAUUGUGCCUCACAGUCAGUAAUGUUUCUUUCAUUCAUCACGCCAUUUUCAGGCUCAAAAGGAACGAAUGAAGCAAGAAAUUACAGGAACAGGCACUAAUGGCCGAGUUGGGGAGCCUGUUCAUGGUUCUAUUGGCAAGAACCGAGAUGUAACUGAAGAGAAGAGUAGCUUUGACCUUGCAGAAACCAAAUAUGGAAACACGGUUGAGAAACGCAGUUAGUAAACUUUUCAAACUUCUAAUGCCCACGGAGAAAUACACCACAGGAGUAAAGAACAUGGUGCUUGAGACACUGUUUUCUGCAAAAAUUGAAGGCUUUGUGGAUGGAUUCAGAGGUGAAACCAAAGCGGCCAGCACGGAAAAAACGGUGGACAAGUAGUUGAGAAUCAUAAGCUGGAGAUGAAGUAAAGAGCAAUGAAAUGGCAUCUUUGGCUAGAUCGAGGGAAAAUCUGAUGCUUCGUGUAGCCUCUUAUGCUUCAUGUAGCCUCUUAUGCUUAGACGUAUGACAUGAGAUUUUCUCAUCCCACGGAUCAGUUGUGCCGGUAGCGACAAGGAGUAUCAAGUUCAAUGCAGACCAAUUAGGAGAUUAAGAAGAGUGUGUGUGGGGGGAGAGAGGCUGUGCUGUGUAAGAAUAGGGAGAGGGAAUACUCAUAAGGAUGAAUUUGAGAGAAUUUUGUUGUAGUCAUUGUAGUCAUAAACGGUUAAUUUCAUUAGUUUUCCCAACAUCCAGCCAAAUUAAAAAUAACUCAUGCACUCGGGCUCUUAAAGCUUAUUUUAAGAUUGUUAUCUCUCAUGUCAUGGCGCAAACAAAACAUAGGUUCAGUUAGUACCUGAGGAAAUAUUUUUAACUGGAGUUAUAAUAUAUUAAUUUAAUAUUUAAAUUAAAAAUAUAUGUAUUAUUAUAACAAAAAUAAACUUUUUUAUAAAUUAAUGGAGGUAUAUGAGAACUUUGACAUGAAUUAGUGGAAUCAAAUGCCAAAUUUUAACUAAAUAUUAUAGUAUUUGUUUUUUAAAAUACAGUAAAAGAUUUUUUUUUCCAAUUUUAGUGGGAUCACUUGACCCCAGAUGUCCCUAUGUGCCCCGCCCUAUGUUCAGUAAGAGUUUCAAAAUAUACUUAGUCUGUCCAACAAAAACCAUCCAGGUCAUUAUCGAAAGUUUGCCACCAUAACCCAAUAAUAAAAACGAUUAGAAAUUGGAUUAAAUGAUAAGUGGAUGUUUGUACCGCAGGCUACCAAAUUAAAAAUUAGUAAUGACCUUUAGUCUUUGAAAGGGCUAAUAGUUAAAAUAAAUAUUAUAGUUAUCAUCACACUAUUUAAAUAACUAAUAAUAAAAGCAAUCAGCUUACAAUUUUGUAAACCGGCUUUACCAAGGGUCAUGGCAUGGCAUUGGCGCAAAUGAAAAGCACCGACGAAGAAACAAACCCCAUGUCUACCACUAAACUUUUAUGGCAGUUCGUAUCACAACAUAUGUCGAGACAUGUUGGACUACAUAAACCAGUCCUAUUGUCGCAAGUAUUAUGUGGAUUCGGCGAGGGUCCUCCUCAUUGGUAGUAGCACGAUCAAAGAGGCACCACAAGAGACCGAUCACCAUUGCUUUCUCUUGAUGGUCCGUGUUUGGACUUGCAUCUCUUGAUGGUCCAAGAAUAGGUCAUGAAACAAACAGAAAUCUGUCAAGUUAUGUAGUCAUCAUCUUAUUUUUUGUGUGUACUCUUAAGUCUGAACACGUUAGAGAUAGAAAAAUUAUGAGAUGAAAAUCUACGAGCCUAUGAUGGUUAACAAAAGCCAAGGUCAAAAGUUAAUAGCUGUUCUUUUGUACUUCUCAAAACCAUUGUUCACUUAGGAACAACUAUAUGUUUCUCUAUCAAACGUUACUUCAUUGAUGAAAAUCAUAGAAGAAACCCAAAAUUCUGAUAAGAGUUAAGAAGAUAGUUAAAAGUAUAUAUAUCUAUAUAUAUACAAUGGCUUUACAACUUGAAAAAAUUGGUAAGAGAUACAAAAAUAUGUUGCUUUGAUUCGAGAUUUAUAGAUUAAAAUAAUUAUUUGCUUUUAAAUGCACGAACAAAAGCUUCGAACUUCUUAACUAGCUAUUGAACCACCUUAGUUUAUUAUUAUGUUUUUUUAACCACAAGCGUAUUAUUAUGUUAUAAGCUACGAACUUCAUAUUAUGUUACACCUUAGCUACGGACUUCAUAUUAUGCUAUAAAGAAUGGUAAUCUCCACUUUGGAGCUUAUAACUGGAUCAUGGAAAAAUGCUGGUGGGUGCAAAGAUUUGAAGAUAUCUCAUUUACUUGGCCGCGAAGAAAGACAAAUUAGGUGGCGGAUCUUUUGCCUAAAGCUAGAAUUCCGUAUGACAAUUUAUUUGUAUGCUAUUACAAUGUACUUACUUUAAUUGUUCAUCCUCUUCAUGAAGGAUUAUGUAAACUCCACCUAAGUUUAAUAAAAUUAGUUGUUAUAAAAAAAUUAUGUACACUACUAUUUCUUACAUUUAAUUAUAUAUUGAUCCACCUUAGCUUCUUAAAAGUCCAAUACCACAAAAAUAAAAACUUAUCUAUUACAAUACAUCAAAAGUGUUUUGAAAUAAAACUAUGAAAACCCUUUAAACAAGAGAUUAUAUAAAAAUAAUACAACAAAAUCAACAAUUAAAUAUAAAAAGCAACUAUAGUCUAUAAUAUUUGAUAUUCAUAUAAAAAUCAACAAUUACAUAUAAGAAGCAAUUAUCCGCGCGAAGCGCGGAAAAAAGAUCUAGUAAUUUUUAAAAGCUCAUUGUCGUUGUUAGCUAAAACCAAAAAAAAUCCAUUGAUGAAAAUUUUGUUAUGUAUCUUCUUUGAAUUAGUUUUUAUGAGAAUUAAUAUUGAGUAAUAUUCUUUCGUUAGGAUUUGGACGUUGUUAUACCGUUUGUUUGUAUUUUUUGAUUUUCUAAUUCAAAUUUUGUUAUGUAUCUUCUUUAAUAUUAAUUUUUAUUAUGUCGAACAAAGACUAUGUAAUUUGGUUGAAAAGAAGGGAUUAGUACAUGUGUUACAAAGACUUAAAAAAACUAUCUAUUUAAUGCUUUUAAAACACGAUGCUGAAAUUACUUAUUCAGUAAGCACAUGAUUUUGUAUCUUUCCUCUUUAAAAUAACCUUGUUGUUAUCCUAUCUUCUAAAGACUUGCUCAGGUCACAAGAAUCAAAACACAGGUGUGGAAACUAUCAAACAGUAAACCAAACUUUUGACCAGAGUGCUCAAUUUCGAACCAAGCCCGAUUGAACCAAGAACAUUAACAGAAGUAACAGAACUAAGGGGUUUAUUGUUCAUUUUUUCUCAUAACAUUUAAAUAAAAACUUGUAAGCUAUAGUCAACAUAUAUAUGUUUCUUAUUCAUUUACCAACGAUCCAAUACAAACAAAUUAAAGAAGCGUUCGUAGCAAAAUAAAAUAAAAUGAAAAUAAAGAAGUGCAAGAAACGUGCAUGGAUUAAACAAUUAUACUUGAAAAAGCUACGCAUCUUCUCAAAUCUCAAUAUACUUUUGUUUUUAGUUAAUAAUUCAAAACCUAAGCGUAGAGUAUACAAAGCUGUAUUGUUCAUGUAUCCACAUCCGUGUAUAAAUACCGAUCACAUGAACUCACGUUUUCUUCAUCCAGUAUCAUUCAAACCAAAUAAAAAACAUAAACCCAAAAAGCAUGAAUCCUAUGUUUUACUUCCUUCUUGCCUUAACCGCUAUUUUGGCUACGACAGCAAACGCAGGCGGGCCAGUUCUGGACAUUGAAGGUAAUAUCAUAUUCGGCGGCAGUUACUACGUUAUUCCCGUCUUCUUCGGCGCUGAUGGUGGCGGCCUGACUCUUUCCCCCCUUGGUAACAAGCAGUGUCCCCUAUAUAUCGGGCAAGAACCUUCAGAGGCCAACAUGGGCAUUCCCGUAAGAUUCUCAAACUGGAAGUCUAGAGUUGGGUUCGUUCCCGAAUCCGAAAACCUUAACAUCCCGAUGGAUGUCAAAGCUACGAUCUGCGUCCAGUCAACAUACUGGUGGGUCGCUGUAUCUGGCAUGCCCACUGUGAAGUCUUUAAUAGCGGCUGGUCCUAAGCCAGAACCUGCAAAAGAUUCAUCCAAAAGUUUCUUCCAGAUCAAAAAAGAUGGAGAUUCUAGUAAUGGCUACAAUAUUGUGUUUUGUCCUAAUGAUAAAGAUUGCAUUGAUGUCGGGAUAUUUGUGGACAAAGAUGGCGUUCGACGUUUGGCUUUAAGCUCCACGCCAUUCCCAGUUAUGUUCCUGAACUCUACUGAUGAGACAGAGACUUCGUUCAAGAAGACCAUGUCUAUUAUCUGAAAUAAAUUAUAAAGACUACAAAUUAAAAAAAAUAAGAGUUUUCACUUACGGCUAAUAAUUAAACUCUAGUUUCUUUGUUUUUUUAUCAGUCUUCUUCAUAUAUGGAAUAAAAAUUGAUUUUCUUUGUUUUUUA